AUGAAAGCAACCGCCGCCAUCGCAAUCAUCCUCUGCAUGAUUCCCGCCGUCUGCAUCAUUGUGUGGAUCGGUAUUCAAUUUGCGAAGCGACAUAUCAAAAACAAAUCCGCGAUGAGCAAAGCUUACUACGGCCGAGCCCGCGAGGGAGUUUCCAACAACACUGAUGUCGAGCUCGGACCCCUCAAUGCCAAAAAAUACACAGUCAAAUUGGCACCAUAUCGAUAUGGAAAUAGGAACAAGCAGAGUACUUUCAUUCGACCGACCCGAGAUCAGCGAGCUCGUCGCAUCAAGAUGAAUAUCCAAGGCACGAAAUACCACGUCGUUGAGAAUAGACCGUCUAGCCGGAAGGCCGUUUCGGUUGAACCGAAUCACCGAAGUGACCACGAAUCGAAUCGAGCCCAGCAAGAUGCGAAACUGAGCAAGAAGGAGAAGAAGAAACGGAAGCAGCUGCAGAAACAAAAGGAGCGACAACAGGAGAAGGAGAAAGAGAAGGGAAAGUGGAAGCACAAGGAGAAGGAGAAGGAGGAAAAGCAUGACGAGGACAAUCAAUGGCAUAGUCGCUCACAGAAUGACAAGCAAAGCCAUCAUGAUUCAUGGAAACCUCAGUCCAAUCGGGGUAGCAAGGCCGAUGGGCAAUCCCUUCCACAAAGCCAGCAUAGCCAACAUGAUGCUGGGUUCGAAGAGCUCGGCAUGUGGGCCAAUUACGAAACAGAAGAGCAGAAUAAAGAGGGAGGUAAUCAGAACGUGGAUGACUGGAACGAGGGUGUUCAGGAGGGUCUUCCGGCCAGUCACCAUGGGUCUGGAAAUGCGGGAUGGAGCAACCAUGAUAAUCAAAGUGCUCACGAUCAGAAGUGGUGA
Penicillium manginii is the source of this 858-nucleotide messenger RNA. RefSeq lists its product as uncharacterized. The transcript has a single exon. Bases 1 to 858 code for a protein of 285 amino acids. Lineage: Eukaryota; Fungi; Ascomycota; Eurotiomycetes; Eurotiales; Aspergillaceae. The record is from RefSeq and is a predicted model, not a curated record.